This is a messenger RNA of Anguilla anguilla (European eel), 6264 nucleotides long. RefSeq names its product ALK receptor tyrosine kinase (gene alk). Gene Ontology annotation, cellular component: membrane; signaling receptor complex. The coding region runs from base 1258 to 6264 and encodes 1668 amino acids. NCBI's taxonomy places the organism in Eukaryota, Metazoa, Chordata, Actinopteri, Anguilliformes, Anguillidae. The record is from RefSeq and is a predicted model, not a curated record. Gene Ontology annotation, biological process: cell surface receptor protein tyrosine kinase signaling pathway; regulation of cell population proliferation; regulation of neuron differentiation. Gene Ontology annotation, molecular function: ATP binding; transmembrane receptor protein tyrosine kinase activity. The transcript is spliced from 31 exons.
AACAUGGGACAGCCCUAGAGACACAUUCAAAUGAAAGCGAUGGUUGUCCUUUUUCAAAACCCUCGCCCUUCGAAUAUUUAUGUAUCUUGCUCUCACUGCUAUCAGUGAAACCAUCCGAAUCACGAAACUCCUGUCUCAAGGAAUUUACGACAAGCAGAGAUGCGCGAGAGCUUCAACUGAGCCGUUUGUGUGCGCGAAUUCUAUGAUUCAUUGAUAUUCAUUAAGGGCGAAUUUCAGAAUGUCACUGCCGCACAAUUUGCAAGCUAAAUUUGGAUGUGAUUCGAGCACUUUAUCGCGCUUUGUCUCAGCAGAGAUGAUACGGCUCCGUAAUUUCCGGAAUAACCCUCAGUAGGCUCAUUGGUACAUGUACGAAGAUGCGCUUGUGGGAUACAUACAGUCUCAAAAUCGGGGCAACAGCCUGACGCUGACGUCAAAGGGAUAUAGAAGUGAGUUUACGAUCGGAUAUAUAGUAUUUGGAACGUGGAAGCGAUGAGCGAUGCAGAAAGGCGCAUCCACGGUGCUGCGGUGAAAUCUAUGGACAUUUGAAAGAAUAUAUAGCCAUACAAAAAGGAAAUCCCUUCUGGCAGGCGAAACAGGUGAGAUAUAAAAAAAAAGAUCAACGUCAUAUGCGCAAAUUUUGGAUAAACAUAAAGUUACGCUUGACGUCAACCAACUCGUAACUUAAUUCGUCGUCCGGAUUAAUGCGAUUCAAUGUUUGUAGUGGAUGUAAUUAUAUUAAACUUAAACAUUUGCUGUGUGAUGAGUAUUGUUUUUGCCGAGCAUUUUGGUCGAAGGUAUAGGAGCUUCACUGGCACAUAGUCUGCGAAAGAUUUUGAGGGCAAUGCGAGCCACCGCUUCCAUUCGCUGACAAAACCACUACUUGUAUUUCUACCACUGUGCCACGAGACAGACACAAGGAUCCUUUGACGAACACUGGCGAAGACCGGGGAGGAAUAUCAAACAGCGUGUUUCAAUAAGCGAAUCGUUGCGUGCAUACCCACUACAAACGGAAAAAAAAAAACUUGUAUGAAAGAAAGAUGCCACGUACCCGUGGCAGGAAAGGGGGUACAGCGGCAGGCAGCGCUUUCGCAAAACAAAAUUGAAACGAGCACAUACAUACAGUUGGGCGCAGUGGCAAUAGGCGACUGUAUAGCCUGCAUGAUCAUUGAUUUGGGAUAGGAUUUAGUUCUGCGUGCGCGAAAGAGAGACAAACGGUGAGAAAAGCAACAUCAGCACCAAAAAAUACGGAUAAAAACCAUGACGACGAGGACAUUUUACUUGUUUAUUUUGUCUGCGGCUUUUCUAGCCGAACUGCGGUGCGUCUCACAAAAAACCACGACGGGGGCAACUCUCCCUACCGCCGGUCUCAUAAAUAACAGUGGGGAUACUAGCAGCAAAAAGGACGCCAACCAAACCUACAAUUCCAGACUUAAGAGGAAAAAUCUGUCGGUGGAUUUCGCAAUCCCUGCUCUCUUGCGGAACUACCUGUCUGUUUUCAUAAAGCGCCCGCUGAACGGGGAUUGCCGGAAUUUUAAUGGAUGCUACACGGUGCGGUCUAACUUGAGAAUGCACUGCAUACCUUUGCAAAAAAUCGUAUCUAGUUUGCUUGAGACGAAUUUGGCGGAAUCGGACGGUUUGGAGAAGGAGAAUAUCACGGGCUCUGGACAACUCCCAUUCCGGCACAAGCGACCGCUGUCCAACGUUCUGAAUUUGGGGUUGGCCAGGAAAACUAACCAAGUUGUGGUGGAGGUGGGGGAAGAACUGGUCCGGACGUUGUGCGGUGGACUGACCAGCGAAGAUGAUGCCCCGUUAUCUUUUAUGGAGCUGGACCUCGGUAGCAUUUUGGAAUGGUGGCUUGGAGCCGAAGGGGGCAGACUGAGGGUCCGGAUCAUGCCCGAGAAACGAGCGCAGGUUCCAGGAAAAGAAGAGAAGUACUCGGCCGCGAUCAGAGCGGCAGAUCCCCGCCUCUUCCUUGAGAUCGCCUCCCGCGGUACCGCCUGGGCCAGCGCGGCGGGGCGGGCCCCUGACGGCUACUGGAACUUCACGUGGACCGCAGAGGACGAGCUCAGCUUUCCGCAGGAAAUGACAUCAUCGUCAUCGUCGUCGUCAUCAUCGGAGUUCAGAUGCCAUGGCAACAGAGAGCCGUGCCGCCGGCCCCCGGACAGGAGCCCGAAAUUCAGCUGGAGCCUGAUGGCGGCGGAGAGCUCGCUGGAGGCGGGGCCGGACGCUGUGCAGAGGGGAACCCGGCUUCCGGGCUGGGAGGAAGGGCAGUUCCUGUGGGUGAACUCUUCGGCGCUGGGGGGCCCCUGGGUGCUGAGCCCGUGGCUGUGGGGGGGUCCGCGCGCCUGCGGCCUGGACAUGGCUGUGUUCCUGCACCCCCAGCAGAGCGGGCGCUACACGGUGUGGCUGGCGCUGCGGGACAGCCCCCCCCUCACCCUCCUCUCCGUGGACAAGCCCCGACGGCCAGGCUGGGCAGUGCUGCGGCUCAUCCUGGGGUCCCAGAGCUCGCCCUUCCGAAUCUCCUCCGGCUACGGGCAGCCCAGCGAGCGGGACACGGCCACGUUUGCGCCCCUCUUCACCACCAACUGCACGCUCGGGACCUCGCCCACCCCGCAGAUCCCCCUGCAGGGGCAGUACCAGUGCCACCAGGGACCCGAGAUCGCCAUGGGGCAGAAGUGCGACUUCAGCGCGGACUGCCCGCUCGGAGACGACGAGGGAGAUAUGUGCCGUCAGUUUCUGAACGGCACCUACUGUUCGUUUGAAGAUGGCGACUGUGGAUGGAGGUCCGUAUCACCCAGAGGCCCCAAGUGGAGGGUCGUCGAGACGCAGCCAGGGGGCGCCACACCCAGCUGUCCUUCUUCAGGAGCUGUAAUGAUGGUGGACAGUAGCCAUUCUAAAGGGCAGCAGGGAGCAGCUUCAGUGAGGAGCCCUCUGUUCCCACCGCCGCUCAGGAACUCCCGCUGCGAGGUGCGGUUUUGGCUGUGUUCCGGAGGCUCCCAGUGGGGGGCGCUGUCUCUCUCGCUGGCGGAGAACAGCACGGGCCCGGAGAAGCUGCGCAGGCUGUGGCACGCCGGCGUGGAGGACGACAGGGAGCCGGGCUGGAGGCUCGUCGCCGUCCCUCUGUACAACCUGACAGACUGGUUCUGGCUGCAGUUCGGCACCAACAGCGUGUCCGGCCGAGGGUCCUAUUUCAAACUGGACAACUUCUCUCUCAGCAUGGACUGUUUCCUGACAUCCAAUGGGGAGUUUCCGCCCGUGAUUACCAACCAGAACAUCAGGAUGACCUCGUCGACCCAGAGAAAUACGAGUGACAACAGAAUCUCGACACCCGAGCUGCUGGACCACUCCAGCAGAUGGGCCUUUCACACCUGCGGGGCCACGGGCCCAGAGGGCCCCAACCGCGGCCAGUGCGCCAACUCCUACCGCAGCAGCAACGUCAACGUCUCCGUGGUGACCGAGGGGCCCCUCAAGGGCGUGCAGGUGUGGAGCGUCCCCGAGACGAGGACGUACAGGAUCACAGGUUGUGGGGCUGCAGGCGGUCGCAGCGUAUUGGCCAAUACCAGGUCACAUGGUGUCUACAUGAUGGCUGACUUCCUGCUGCAGAAGGAUGAACUGCUGUACAUCCUGGUGGGACAGCAAGGAGAGGACGCCUGUCCCAACGCUGACCGUGCCCUCAACAAGAUCUGCACGGACCAGACAUACAACAAAACUCUGGGCCGGCCGGGCGGAGGUGGCGGGGGAGGCGGGGCCACCUACGUCUUCAAGAUGGAGAAGGGCGUCCCUGUGCCCCUGCUCAUCGCAGCCGGUGGCGGGGGGCGGGGCUACCAGAGCAGCCAAUCAGAAAGCCAGAUAGAGGAUUUGGACAGAGACCCCCGGGUUCCAGGGCGCAAUGGCCGCUCAGGAGCUGCAGGUGGGGGCGGCGGCUGGAAUGACACUCUUCCUGUGGCUCGUGGGGGGAGACCUCUUCUGCUGGGGAGCCAGGGGGGGCAGGCCUGUCAGUACGGCUGGCCAACCAGGGGGGGCUUCGGCGGAGGGGGAGGAGCCUGUUCCUCAGGCGGUGGAGGAGGGGGUUACAGAGGUGGCAGCACGCCAGCGGAGAACGACCCGAGGAAGGACGGGAAGGACGGAUCUUCCUUCAUCGGCCCCGACGGCGUGACCUUCAUCGAGCCGCUGAAAGGCAUGGAGAGCCACGGGGAGGUGGUCAUCGCCCCGGCGCAGAACUGCAGCCACUGUGAGUCGGGCGAGUGUCACGAGACGGACGAGCAGACGGUGUGCCUGUGCUACGAGGACCUGGUCCUGGACCAGGACGGAGUGUCCUGCAUCAACCACACAGAGCGGAAUCUCCUGACGCCUCACCUGCCUCUGUCCAAGCUGGCUCUGGGGCUGUCUGUGGGCACAUCUGCACUGAUCGCUGCUCUGCUGCUGGCUGUGUCUGGGGUUAUGAUCAUGUACAGACGCAAGCACACGGAGCUGCAGGCUAUCCAGCUGGAGCUGCAGAGUCCGGACUGCAAGCUGAGCAAGCUGAGGGCCUCCACCAUCAUGACCGACUACAACCCCAACUACUGCUUCGCCGGCAAGACCGCCUCCGUCACCGACCUGAAGGAGGUGCCCCGACGCAACAUCUCCCUCACCAGGGGUCUGGGGCACGGCGCGUUUGGGGAGGUGUACGAGGGCCUGGCUGUGGGGAUCCCGGGAGAGCCCAGUCCCAUGCAGGUAGCGGUGAAGACGCUGCCUGAAGUGUGCUCUGAGCAGGACGAGCUGGACUUCCUCAUGGAGGCGCUGAUUAUCAGUAAGUUCAGUCAGCAGAACAUAGUGCGCUGUAUAGGAGUCAGCCUGCAGGCUCUGCCGCGCUUCAUUCUGCUGGAGCUGAUGGCGGGAGGAGACCUCAAGAGCUUCCUGAGGGAGACGCGCCCCAGACUGGAGCAGCCCUCCAGCCUGUCCAUGGUGGACCUGCUGAAUGUGGCACGGGACAUUGCCCGGGGUUGUCAGUACCUGGAGGAGAACCAGUUCAUUCACAGGGACAUCGCCGCCAGAAACUGCCUGCUGACCUGCAAAGGGCCGAGCAGGGUGGCCAAGAUCGGGGACUUCGGCAUGGCCCGGGACAUUUACAGGGCCAGUUACUACAGGAAGGGUGGGCGUGCGAUGCUGCCGGUCAAGUGGAUGCCCCCAGAAGCCUUCAUGGAGGGGAUCUUCACCUCCAAAACGGACACAUGGUCCUUUGGGGUUCUGCUCUGGGAGAUCUUCUCUCUGGGAUACAUGCCGUACCCCAGCCGCAGCAACCAGGAGGUUCUGGAGUUUGUGACCAACGGGGGCAGGAUGGACCCUCCCAAAAACUGCCCCGGGCCAGUGUACCGGAUAAUGACGCAGUGUUGGCAGCACCAACCGGAGGACAGACCCAACUUCUCUACCAUCCUGGAGAGGAUUGACUACUGUCUACAGGACCCUGACGUGGUGACGGUUCCCCUGCCGGUGGAGUACGGCCCCGUCCAGGAGGAAGAGGAGCGGGCCCCCCCGCUCUCCGAAGACCCCGUCGCCCCCUCCCUGCUGGAGCCCGCCCUGUCGCAGGAGGGCAAGAGAGAGGCGGAGCCUCCCCUGCAGCCCGGCCACGCCCCCCAGCCUCAGCCCGCCGCCGCCCCCGCGGCGCAGCCGCACCCCCCUCACCCGCACCAGCACCCUCACCCGUCGCAGGCCCCGCCCGCAGCCAAGCCCCGCCCGGCGCAGCAGGGCGCCGAGGGGGGGCACGUGAACCUGGGCUUCAGCCAGGGGCAGCCCCCCGACAAGGAGAACCGAAACGGGAAGCCCACCAACCUGUGGAACCCCACCUACGGCUCCUGGUUCCUGCAGCAGCAGCAGCAGCAGCAGAGGCAGGCGGGCGGGCGGGGCCCCGGGGAGGGCCAGGAGCACCCCGCCCACGCGGGCCGGACUGUGGGGGAGGCAGCCGGGGCCCUGGGGCUCCAGCACCAGCACAAGCAGCUGCAGCAGCUGCAGCUCCAACAGCAGCAGCAGCAGCAGGGUCACUGCAGACUGCGUCGGUUCCCCUGCGGCACGGUGGGGUACGGGUACCAGGAGCAGGGCCUGCCGCUGGAGUCCGCCGCCACCGCCCCGGCCCCUGCGCCCCCGCCGCCGGCCCCCCCGGCCCCCUCCGGCCCCCAGCGGCCCCCCGCGAUCGGCCGGGCGGGGGCCGCCGUCACCGAGGACAACCAUUUCGCGGAGCAGACGGAGGCGGAGGCGGAGUGUGUGAUUGACAUCCACCAGGGCUCCUAG